Budorcas taxicolor (takin) is the source of this 3464-nucleotide messenger RNA. It is a transcript of the gene ATP1A1, whose product is annotated as ATPase Na+/K+ transporting subunit alpha 1. Gene Ontology annotation, cellular component: membrane. Gene Ontology annotation, biological process: intracellular sodium ion homeostasis; sodium ion export across plasma membrane; intracellular potassium ion homeostasis. The record is from RefSeq and is a predicted model, not a curated record. The coding region runs from base 221 to 3286 and encodes 1021 amino acids. The transcript is spliced from 23 exons. Gene Ontology annotation, molecular function: ATP binding; ATP hydrolysis activity; P-type sodium:potassium-exchanging transporter activity. Lineage: Eukaryota; Metazoa; Chordata; Mammalia; Artiodactyla; Bovidae.
GGACACGUGGCAGCAGCAGCAGUAGCAGCCCCGGCGGCGGCGGCGGCGGCAGAAGGCAUCGGCCCGAGCCGCCUGCCGUCUUCCCUCCUUCCCGCCUUGCGGCAGCCCUAGCUCCUUCCUCUUCGCUCCCCCGGCCGCGCUUGCUUGGCCGGGAGCCGCUCUCUUUUCUCUCUCAUUCUCUGAAAAAAAGACCCGGCGCGGGGCGCAGACCACCGCCGCUAUGGGGAAGGGGGUUGGACGUGAUAAAUAUGAACCGGCUGCUGUUUCAGAGCAUGGCGACAAAAAAAAGGCCAAGAAAGAGAGGGAUAUGGACGAGCUGAAGAAAGAAGUUUCUAUGGAUGAUCAUAAACUUAGCCUUGAUGAACUUCAUCGCAAAUAUGGAACAGACUUGAACCGAGGCUUAACAACUGCUCGAGCUGCUGAGAUCCUAGCCAGAGAUGGACCCAAUGCCCUCACGCCCCCUCCCACAACCCCUGAAUGGGUCAAGUUCUGUCGACAGCUGUUUGGGGGGUUCUCAAUGUUACUGUGGAUUGGAGCAGUUCUUUGCUUCUUGGCCUAUGGCAUCCAAGCUGCUACAGAAGAGGAACCUCAAAAUGAUAAUCUGUACCUUGGUGUGGUGCUGUCUGCCGUCGUCAUCAUAACCGGGUGUUUCUCCUACUAUCAAGAAGCUAAAAGCUCCAAGAUCAUGGAGUCCUUCAAAAACAUGGUUCCUCAGCAAGCUCUUGUGAUUCGAAAUGGUGAAAAAAUGAGCAUAAAUGCGGAAGAAGUUGUCGUCGGAGACCUGGUGGAAGUGAAAGGAGGGGAUCGAAUUCCUGCUGAUCUCAGGAUCAUUUCCGCGAAUGGCUGCAAGGUGGAUAACUCCUCACUCACGGGAGAAUCAGAGCCACAGACCAGGUCUCCGGAUUUCACCAAUGAAAAUCCUCUAGAGACACGGAACAUUGCCUUUUUUUCAACCAACUGUGUUGAAGGCACUGCACGUGGCAUUGUUGUGUACACCGGGGAUCGAACCGUGAUGGGCAGAAUUGCCACCCUGGCUUCUGGGCUGGAAGGGGGCCAGACUCCCAUCGCUGCGGAAAUUGAACAUUUUAUCCACAUCAUCACGGGUGUGGCUGUGUUCCUGGGCGUGUCUUUCUUCAUCCUUUCUCUGAUCCUUGAGUACACCUGGUUGGAGGCUGUCAUCUUCCUCAUCGGCAUCAUUGUAGCCAACGUGCCAGAGGGUUUGCUGGCCACCGUCACGGUGUGCCUGACCCUGACUGCCAAGCGCAUGGCCAGGAAGAACUGCUUAGUGAAGAACCUGGAGGCUGUGGAGACCUUGGGAUCCACGUCCACCAUCUGCUCAGACAAAACUGGAACUCUGACCCAGAACCGAAUGACAGUGGCCCACAUGUGGUUCGACAACCAAAUCCAUGAGGCGGACACAACAGAGAAUCAGAGCGGUGUUUCAUUUGACAAGACUUCGGCCACCUGGCUCGCUCUGUCCAGAAUUGCAGGUCUUUGUAACAGGGCCGUGUUUCAGGCUAACCAGGAUAACCUGCCUAUCCUGAAGCGGGCUGUAGCAGGUGAUGCAUCAGAGUCUGCGCUCCUGAAGUGCAUUGAGGUGUGCUGUGGUUCUGUGAAGGAGAUGAGAGAGAGAUAUGCCAAGAUCGUCGAGAUCCCGUUCAACUCCACCAACAAGUACCAGUUAUCCAUCCACAAGAAUGCCAAUGCAGGUGAGCCCCGGCACCUACUGGUGAUGAAAGGUGCUCCAGAGAGGAUCCUGGAUCGCUGCAGCUCCAUCCUCAUCCAUGGCAAGGAGCAGCCCCUGGACGAGGAGCUGAAGGACGCCUUUCAGAACGCCUACCUGGAGCUGGGUGGCCUGGGAGAACGUGUGCUGGGUUUCUGCCACUUGAUGCUGCCAGAUGAGCAGUUUCCUGAAGGCUUCCAGUUUGACACCGACGAUGUGAACUUCCCUGUUGAUAAUCUCUGCUUCGUGGGGCUCAUCUCCAUGAUUGACCCACCACGGGCUGCUGUCCCAGAUGCUGUGGGCAAAUGCCGAAGUGCUGGAAUCAAGGUCAUCAUGGUCACCGGAGACCAUCCCAUCACUGCCAAAGCCAUUGCCAAAGGUGUGGGCAUCAUCUCAGAAGGGAAUGAGACUGUAGAAGACAUUGCUGCCCGCCUCAACAUCCCAGUGAGCCAGGUGAAUCCCAGGGAUGCCAGGGCCUGCGUGGUGCAUGGAAGUGAUCUGAAGGACAUGACUCCCGAGCAACUGGAUGACAUUUUGAAGUACCACACGGAGAUUGUGUUCGCCAGGACCUCUCCGCAGCAGAAGCUCAUCAUUGUGGAAGGCUGCCAGAGACAGGGUGCCAUCGUGGCUGUAACUGGAGACGGUGUCAAUGACUCCCCGGCUUUGAAGAAGGCAGACAUUGGGGUUGCCAUGGGGAUUGCAGGCUCAGACGUGUCUAAGCAAGCUGCUGACAUGAUCCUCCUAGAUGACAACUUUGCUUCAAUUGUGACUGGAGUAGAGGAAGGUCGUCUGAUCUUUGAUAACUUGAAGAAAUCCAUUGCUUAUACCCUCACCAGUAACAUUCCUGAGAUUACCCCCUUCCUGAUAUUUAUUAUUGCAAACAUUCCACUCCCCCUGGGGACCGUCACCAUCCUCUGCAUCGACUUGGGGACGGACAUGGUCCCUGCUAUCUCCCUGGCUUAUGAGCAAGCUGAGAGCGACAUCAUGAAGAGACAGCCCAGAAACCCCCAGACAGACAAACUCGUGAACGAGCGGCUGAUCAGCAUGGCCUACGGACAGAUUGGUAUGAUCCAGGCCCUGGGGGGCUUCUUCACUUACUUUGUGAUCAUGGCUGAGAACGGCUUCCUCCCUAAUCACCUGCUGGGCAUCCGAGUGACCUGGGAUGACCGUUGGAUCAACGACGUGGAGGACAGCUAUGGGCAGCAGUGGACCUAUGAACAGAGGAAGAUCGUGGAGUUCACCUGCCACACAGCCUUCUUUGUCAGCAUCGUGGUGGUGCAGUGGGCUGACUUGGUCAUCUGCAAGACCAGGAGGAAUUCCGUCUUCCAGCAGGGGAUGAAGAACAAGAUCUUAAUAUUUGGCCUCUUUGAAGAGACAGCCCUUGCUGCUUUCCUUUCCUACUGCCCUGGAAUGGGUGUUGCCCUGAGGAUGUAUCCCCUCAAGCCUACCUGGUGGUUCUGUGCCUUCCCCUACUCGCUUCUCAUCUUCGUGUAUGAUGAAGUCCGGAAGCUCAUCAUCAGGCGACGCCCUGGCGGCUGGGUGGAGAAGGAGACCUACUACUAGCCCCUCCUGCACGCCGCGGAGCAUCGCGCCACAAGCUCUGCACCCACCACCCACCCCCUCUCUGUGUACUUCAGUCUUGGAAUUCAGAAUUCCACCCUGGUAGGAAAGCACCGAAGCAUGUGGGGAAGCGAGACGUCCCGGAAUGAAGCAUGUAGCUCUGUGGGGGGGGUGGGGGUGG